Messenger RNA from Conger conger (European conger), 3756 nucleotides. RefSeq names its product kiaa0895l. The transcript is spliced from 8 exons. Lineage: Eukaryota; Metazoa; Chordata; Actinopteri; Anguilliformes; Congridae. The coding region runs from base 327 to 1844 and encodes 505 amino acids. The record is from RefSeq and is a predicted model, not a curated record.
UCCACCGGAUAUCUGAGACCGCUGAUCGCUCCUACAACGAGGAAAGGCGCCAUGAAUUAACCACACUAGAGAAACCUCAGGAAAUCUCCCCGAAACACAGCCAGCAAUGUGUUGAGAGUAGAUGGCCAAAUGUCGCCGGAGGCCCGAGCUGGACAGGGACUGACGGAGAACGAAACUGGUCUGACAGAGCCAUUAGACCAAUUAAUCAACCUAGAGCCCGAGCGUUAAGUGCACGCACCACGGCGUGCAAUUCCAUUGCAAACGUCAAACCUGUCAGUUGCUCAGGUGUGUGGAGGUGGAGGGGGAGCAGUGCAGAGGGCGUAGUGAUGGUGCUGGACCCAGGUGGAGGCUGCAUGGAUCGGGCGGAGGGGGAGGGCCUGGCCAGGGACACCAUGGAAACCCUGGAGCCCGACCCCAAACCUGAGAAAACCCGAACCAGGAGCCGAGCCGGCAGCAUCAGCAAGAGCGAGACCGCGGCCCACAACGGGCCCCGCCCCUACGCCUGGGGCGACGGCGAGCCCUCCAGGGCGGGGCCCCGGCCCCUGCUGCGCCGCCCCCUCAGCCUGGAGGUGAAGCCGGCGCGGUGGCGGGCGGAGCCCGAGGAGAGGCGGGUGCAGCAGCCCCCCUGGAGGAGCGGCCGCGCCCCCUGCCCGCCCGCCCGCAGCCUGACCAGCCCGGGCUUCAUGCGGCGGAGCGAGAGCAUCUGCACGGUCAACGGCGGCGCGGGGCCCGGGGUCGGGCGCGGGGGCCGCAUGCGCCCCGCCACCUCGCUGCCCCACAUCGCCCGGGUGGGCGGGCCCCCGGCGCCGGCCUUGCCCUCGCCCGGCACGCGCCGCGGGUCCUGCCUGCUGGUCGCCCUCCGCCCCAUCAACAUGGAGGACGAGAGGCGGGCCUUCUUCCAGUCCGACUUCCAGUACGAGCCGCAGUUCCUGUACACCUCCCCCGAGCCCAGCGCCGUGCUUGACAAGUACCGGGAGGGGUCGGACCUCUUCCUCACGCAGGCUGUGGGGAUUAUGGAGUGCGUGCUGAGGACGUUUGGCUCGUAUGAGAGCUUUGAGGAGGCCACAGGAGGACCCCUGCUCCCUAAGAGUCGGGUUUGGGCCGCGGCACGCAAGUACCUGCAGAAGGAGAGCUGUGUGGGAGAGGUGGUGGUGUGUCUGUCGGAGGAGCUGCUGUCCCAGGCGGUGAUGAUGGUGGAGAGCUGUCGGCCCACCCUCACCAUAAACCUGUCAGGGGCGCGGCAGCACUGGCUGGAGGGCAUGCUUCGCCACGAGAUCGGCACGCACUACCUGCGCGGUGUGAAUAACAGCCUGCAGCCCUGGAGCAGUGCGGCGGGGCGGAAGCGUUUCGGGCUGAAGCCGGCCAACCCCACCGAGGAGGGCCUGGCCAGCCUGCACAGCGUGUUGCUACGGAAACAGCCGUACCUGUGGCGCGCGGCGCUGCUCUACUACACGGUGUUCCACGCGGCGCACAUGAGCUUCAGCCAGCUCUUCAGCCACAUCGCCCGCUUCGUGCAGGACCCCGCCGUGCGCUGGGAGUACUGCAUCCGCGCCAAACGCGGCCAGACCGACACCUCUCAGCCGGGCUGCUUCAGUAAGGACCAGGUCUAUUUGGAUGGAAUCCUGAGGAUCCUCCGACAUCGGAGAAAUAUCGACUUCAAGAUGCUCGCCUCUCUAGGCAAGGUGUCUUACGAGGACGUUGAGCGGCUCCGGCCCCAGGCGGUCCUCCAUAAGGCCAGAAUCCCUCACUUCAUGCAGGACCAGGAGCGAUACCUGCAGCACCUCGAUCACAUCGUCGCGGUCAACGAACUGGACGACUCGCAACUCCGCCAGCUGGUCCCCUGAGCUCACAGACACACACCAGGACAUUAUACACACAACCGGACAUUAUACACACACCUGGACAUUAUACACACAUUGUGGCCAAUGUGCAUACGCCUCGAUAUUCUGUCCAUGCCUGGACUUAAUAUCUAGAACUGGCGUUUUUUUUUUACACGUCUGAAAUACGUACAUUCUGAAGUCAUAUCUGUUCCCAAAUAACAUUCUUGUACCUCUGAUGUCAUAUCUACAUGUGCUGAGAUCAUAUCUUCACCAUUUGCUACACUUUCUUCCUCUGAUGUAAUGGCUAUGUUCCAUCCAUCACAGACACGCCUCCAUAAUGUGUACAUUCUGACAAUCUCACAACCACUAUGUACACAGUACACACACGUGCAGCUACACACACACACAUACACACACACACGCAACGCAUACACGCUCUCCCAUUGCGUCCACUAUAAUCACUGUUCUUAUUGAAUUGGCAUUAGCUAUUUAUUUUAGCUUCUUGAAUCUUUUCUUGGCAAUCAAUAGCUGUGUAUUUAUGCAAGUGCAUAUUUAUUUUUUAUUUAUGUAGCCAUUUUUUUUUUAGGAAAAUACCAAGAGAAACCUUUCCACUGGAUGUAAGGAAUGUUCCAGAUAUUAGCUUUAUUUUCCCCUCGGUGGAGUGGAUUCUUAAAGGCCUUAGAUUAUGCCGAAAUGACAAUAUCUGUUACAGCACCACGUGAUCGACCAGUCUGGCCAGUUACUACGGCAACUCAUUUUCUAUUGGCUGUCGCUUUGUGACUGCUCAUGUUUUUUUAUGUGAUGCUUAAGCAACCUCUCACGGUAGGCUCCUCGGUAAAGGGCCUUGUGGUGUGGUUGUGUUGCUGCUUCGGUGCGUUUGUGUCGCUGCGCCGUGCGAAGGAACUUCAUGCCUUAAUAAGCCUCCAGCGGAGACGGCGGGAUGGAACAGCUUAUGUAACGGAGGAAGACUGGAGCAGAGAAAGAGUGAAAGAAAGAAAGAAAGGAGGAGAGUAAAGAAGAAGUGAAAGAUGGCAGAGGCGUGUAGGGGUGGGGAGAGGAAAGGAUUGGGGGAGAUAGAGAAGGAUUGUAGAGGGAAAGAGGCUUAGCGUAAUCCUGUUUUGCUUCUACGGAUCACGGCCUGCACUUUUCAGGUGCAAAGAUCUCGACAGACUGACAGGAAGUCAAAGACAGGAAGUCCCGCCCAAUUCUGCUGCGGCGUGAUUGGGUGAAAGAUUUAUGUGAGAAACGUGAAGGCUAGCUCUCAAUUCAGUUUAAGUUUUGAAAUUUCGCAAGCCUUUAUUUUGUUAUUCAACCAAAACCAAACAAAUCUUAACGAAAGAAACAAAACCAACGAGGAGAGGAGAGAAAUGCCCCGUGUUUACCCCACAGGUGAACCAUAUGUUGACCCUAAUGAAUGAAACAGCUCAAGCUAGGUUUUGAAACUGCUGGUAGCUGGUAUUUCAAGCUGGUCAUCCCUGGAUUUUACACCAGGGAUACCAUCACAGUGAUGACCUGAGAGGCAGGCUGAGUUUAGCAGAAUAAUAUUACCCAGCAGCCUUAGGCUCCCAGCCUUGUGUCUGCCACAGACACACCACACUCUCCUUCUCUCUUUCUCCUGUUUUUCUUCAUCAGACAGUGUAAAAGGUAACAGUGAGGUGUUUAUGUGUGAGGAGUUAGUGUGGUAGGGUUAGUGGGGACAGCGGUGGGGAAAUGUGUUCGGGGUUGUGCCUUUUUAAACGAUGGCUCCUGAUAGUAAGACAGUAAGUAGUAGCUCUUUGUAAUUCACUACAUUAAUGUGCAGUAGACACACACUCAAUGGACGUGUAUAUCAAUCACUGUAAUGGUAUUUUUUAUCUGCAUGAAUGUUGCACAAUGUGUGUUGUUUAAAUGACUGGAGUUAUUUCCAGGUUACUGAUAAAAACCACUCUGAACCCAA